Paramuricea clavata is the source of this 6813-nucleotide messenger RNA. NCBI's taxonomy places the organism in Eukaryota, Metazoa, Cnidaria, Anthozoa, Malacalcyonacea, Plexauridae. The record is from the annotation of a GenBank genome assembly.
AACAGCGCCAGACGCACACCACGUGAGGAGCUUCAAGCAUUGUUCCACAGAGGGACUUCUAAUUUUCAGCAAAGCCUUCCUCAAUUUCAGCGAAGAACUAGUUGGGGCCCCUCGCCCACAUCCAGAUCCCGAUCUGGAAGUCAGGGAAAGCUGAAGCCUUACACUAAUACUAAUAGCAGCAAGGGCAAGAACUCGAACAAAAAAACAACAUUUGCCCGGGAAGUUGUGCUUCUUCGUCGUCCGUCAGAUUCAAUGGUUCGAGGUGGGGCUAAAGCGGAACUGCAGCGUUUGGGGCACGCUAUAAGCUCAUUUGAGUUUGAUAAGUUAUGGUCUGCUAAUGAGGUGCAGGAAAAACUAGAAGAGGCAUUCAAGAAGCCUCUGGAGAGUAUUGACGGUGUUUUGGACAAUCAGUCGAAGUAAGUACCUUAAAUUUAAGCAUAAAUUGCAUGAACACUUUGUCAUGCAAUGAGCCCUACCCACUCACCCCAUGGGAAUUGCAGACAAAUUUUAAUUUUUUUAUACCAAAUUCAUGUCAGUCUCUCUGGAAAAUUAGACAUGUCAUGUAUACCUCCAUGGAAAAUAUUUUAAAAACCCUGAAAUUUUCUAGGGGGGGGGGAUCAAAAUUUGCAAUAGACCAUGGACAUGGUAAUGCAAAACACUGGGUUUGGGAAUCAUAUAAAUUAUUUGAACAAUAAUCACUUUUACAAGAAUUAUUUGCUAAUUUAGUUGUUAAUUUUUCCAGGAUCAAGAUCAUGAUGGGCAUGGGAAAUGAGCUAGUGGAACCACAGCUCACAUCAAACCAAACUUUGACUGGUGAAAUGAUAAACAGAAUAUUUACUCAAAGAACCAUCUGGUUGUUGCCAUGCAUGUCUUUAAUGAGCUCUGAUGAUGACCAGGAACUGUUAUUUACUCAAGUAAGAUUUGUUUAAUUAAUUAUCCCAAAUUAAAUUAAUAAAAUUGUGUUUGAAUGUGGAAAAUGAAACGAGUGAUGAGUUUGCUGUUCUAAAAGACUUUUAAUCUGUGCAUAUUAAUGCAGUACAUAUUGCAUCUUGGAAUUUGUGUGUAUCCAAAUGCCAUUCCAAGACAAUGUUGUGCUUUUUUAUGUUUACAGGCCUGAGAAACACAUCAUAAAUCUUGUGUGAUUAAUUAUAAAUUAUAGUUACAAAAUUGGAACUAGGUCAAGGUUCUAAUUGUAUUGUGACUAAUUUAAUUAUCUGUUGUAAUCAUUUUUAAUAGUCUUAUAAAUAUCAGUACAUGGCUAAAAGGCUUUUCUUAACCCUUUUUCUUGUACUUACAAUAGGAGGAGGUGGAGGUAAUUGAAGACAAUAAACCAGUUUAUCAUGAUCCUGAAUUAGUGUAAGUGUUUUCUGUUUUCAUGUCAGAUAUUUAAGGCCUAGUAUUGACUGCAAUGCAACAAAAAGGGGAGGGCUGCAUUAUAUGUAUUAUUCUAUUCCGACUCACCACUUGCUAAAGAGUUUAAAUGUAGAUUCAUGCAUGCUUUAAAAGCUGUGAAACGACACUCUAAUCGGGGGGGGGGGGUUAUAUACUAAGCAACAUAAAAUACUGUAAAUUUAACUUCCAGAAUAUGGAGCCUAUUUAAUAGAAAGUAUGGAAUGCCGUGCAUUUAAUGCAAUUUAACUUAAUUAACUGAUGACCAGAUCAGCAAUUUUCAAUUAGAAUUAUACAAUGAAUUUUUGAUGUGAGAAAUGGUGGGGUGUAAUCUCUGCUGCCAGCUUGAAAGUAUAAAGAUGUGGGUUUUUGGGCUAGCUCCCCUCCCUCCCUAAUGGAGCUUGUUAGUUUAGACGAAGUCAGAAGCCAUCCCAACUCCCAAGUAAAGUUAACUUUAAUUAGGCUAAUUUAGCCAAUUAAGUUGGUACUCAGUCAUAUAUCAGCAAAAUGAGCCACUGGGUUCUCAGGUUAGAGUUACGGUCUGGAUUACCAUUGAGUUGGGGUGUCAUGUCUGUGCACAUACACUAUACACACAAGGAUUGAAUGUGUUUCUAUCUUUCCUCCUAAUUUUUGCUUUUAUUCUGUACUGUUUGAAGUAUAUUUAAAAUGACUCUUAAUUGGUAUGUGUUUGGUGCUAUGAAUUUAGGUCCAGUCAAGAUGAAGAAGAACUUGUAUCUGAAAGUUCUUUUCAGUUGAGCUCGAGUGACAUAAGAAGGUAUGCUGAAGCAACAUCUACAAGUACAAUGAAGACUAACCACCAAGCAGAUGACUGCAGCACCAGCACAGUGCACCUUCAACAACAUGGUGAAAGUGAUCCACUGCCCUCCAGCUCCUUCGAAAGCAAAGUGAAUUCAUUGAAGGAAAUGUUUCCUGGUGUUAGCAUUGAAUGUAUCACACAAGCUCUGCACGAAAACAAUGGAGAUGUUCAGAAAGCUGUUAAUACUCUCCUUGGAAAUAUAGGUUUGGUCUUGAAGAACUUCUGAAACAUUAAAUUGCAGUCCACUUUUGCCAAAAAUGCAUGCUGAAGUGCCAACAUUUGUUAUAUUAACUUCUUAAAUUUUGAUACUGCUUGUACAAAAUGUUUCAUCAUAACUCGACCAUACAAUACGACAGCUAGUUCACUGCAAAAUGCGAACUAAGAAAUAGUGGUUCAAAGUUUGCCAUUUUGUUCUAUCUCUAUAUAGUACAAAAUGGCAGAUUUUCAAACUUUGCUUCACAAUAUAUUCCAGUGAAUGGUUGUAUUUUGAAGUUGUGCUAAUAUAUAUUCUUUUCAAACGGAACACAUGCAACUCAUGAAAAAACACUUUUAAGUAACAUAAAUUGUAAUCAUGCCAAUAUCUUCGCUACAUCACUGCAUGAUGAUAUGUUCUAAUGUCCAUGGAACACUUUACGUCAUAGCUAGAUGGAUCGAUCGUGAAAAUCAAAAUUACAACCAAAUUGGCACAUACCAUUGCACACCAUGUAUUUUUGGCAAGCGUGUUUUAUUUAAGCAUUUAUAUAAUUAUUUUUUGUUAUUCAUUUUUGGCACAGAUGAGGAUUUGGAUAGCUCCAGUGGCAGUGAGGAAAUACUUCAACGAAGUAUAUGGGAUACACCUUUAGCAGCCUCCAAAAUUUUGUCAUCAUCAAGUGAUGCACGAAUAUCCUUGCAAAAGUUUGUAGAGCAGGGUGUACAAAAAUUCCAUGUGGAUAUGGAUGUACAAGUGAAAAGGGACUCUGACAUCCUUGCUCAAAUGAUUAGAAAAUACAAAAACCCUGCGUUCGACAUAAGAAAGCCUCUGAAUGUUGAGUUUGUUGAUGAAUUUGGAGUGGACAGUGGAGGCCCCACGAGAGAGUUAUUCUGUCUGUUGAUGAAAAGGCUGACUAAGGGCCAAGCAGAUGGUAUAAAUCUGUUUGAAGGCUUGCAAGGACAUUUGUUGCCUCGUCACGACUAUGAUCUGCUAUCAGGGGGACUAUUUGUUUUAAUAGGAAAGAUGAUCCUUCACUCAGUAUUGAAUGGUUGCUGUGGUAUAUCAGGUUUAUCUCCUGCUGCAAUUGCUUACAUUUGUACAGGCAGACGUGAUGCUGCAGUUCAACACCUCUCACUUGAGGAUUUAUCAGAUCCUGUUUUACAGAAAACCUUUCAAGAGGUUUGUACAGAUCAAGCCAUAUUUUAAGUUUGCAUUGAAUUUAAACUAAUAAAUAACACUGGCUACAGUAGCCUGGUUUCUAUUUUUUCAGGUGGAAAUGGUACCCCAGUGAGACUGCCAAAUGGCGCAAAUUACUGGCAUUAGUGAUGAGGGGAGUAAGAUCGGGGGGGGGGGGCAAGACCCCCCAAGUUUUCAGAAAAAAGUGCCCUGUCUCCUGAGUGGCAAAGUGCCCUAGCUUUGCCUUCGUGAAAAAUGUUGUUCAGAUUGCAUUUUUUUAUUGCAAUUAUUUUUCCUUCAAAAAACACGAAAAAUUGCCCACCCUCCAGUUGGUAAAGUGCCUUUUGCCAACAUGAAAUAUGUUUUUUUUCUGUGUUGGUCUUAUGUACUCAGGCGAAUAUGAUAUUUGUGAUGUUACUCUGAGUGGGGUCUCGACAAACUCUCGACAAACUGCGAGGCAUGCGAGGCAUAGAAAAAAGUCGACGUUUUAAAGUUUUUGGAAAAGUUAAUUUUUUUAUUUCUCCUGGGUUGUGAAAUUUCUUGCGGCUUGACUUAAGCCCGUUCUCCACUACGCGAAUUUGUUCGCGCGACGCGAAGCGAAAACCGAAAUCCGGCAACGUGAUUGGUCGGCGAAAAAAUUCGCGGCGAAAAAGUAGGAUCGCUUCCUACUUUUUAUCUGUUCGCGCGAAUAAAUUCGCCUAGUGGAGAACGGGCUUAAAGUGGCUCAACUUGAGCCACAGGAAUUGGGUGGGCACUGGUCGGAAAACGUUUGGUGAGUUCGCAGGCUAGGGCACAGAAUAAAGACAUCUAGAAGAUCGACUCGGCGUUGCUACGUUAGUGCGCUUAUGGGAGGUAUCCCCCCUGAACGUCCGCAAUUUUGAAUAUUAUCAGGGGGUGAAUGCCUCUCAUAAGCGCACUGGCUAGGAAAGAGGUUGCAGCAUUUUCUAUUCUGUGGCUAGGGCACUCUAUGCCUUAAUAUGGUCCGCUUCCGGUGCUUCGUUCUUUGCGUAUUUGUCUCGAUAUCAACUGCGUUUAGACUCUCGAUUGGGCGAUAAAAAUUUUAGAAUCUUCUUCAAUCCUGUGCUUUUUUACUUAUUUUCUAGAAAAGACUGUUCAUAUUAAGGCAUAGAGUGCCCUAGCGUUUCCUAGCCAGUGCGCUUAUGAGAGGCAUUCACCCCCUGAUAAUAUUCAAAAUUGCGGACGUUCAGGGGGGAUACCUCCCAUAAGCGCACUAACUAGCAACGCCGAGUCGAUCUUCUAGGUGUCUUUAUUCUGUGCCCUAGCCUGCGAACUCACCAAACGUUUUCCGACCGGCGCCCACUCAAUUCCUGUGGCUCAAGUUGGGCCACUUUAGUCAAGCCGCAAGAAAUUUCACAACCCGGGAGAAAUAAAAAAAUUAACUUUUCCAAAAACUUUAAAACGUUGACUUUUUUCUAAGCCUCGCAUGCCUCGCACGCCUCGCAGUUUGUCGAAAUCUUUGCAAACAAAGAAUUUGCACGUUUUAGGCAUGCCUCGUACGUUUUGACCAUGCCUCGCACGUUUUGACCAUGCCUCGCACGUUUUUCGUCACGCCUCGCAUGCCUCGCACGUUUUCCGCAUGCCUCGCAUCGUGCCUCGCUGCCUCGCACUAUAGUUAAACUCCUCUGAGUGUGUAUCCACACCGGGCGAGCUUGAAAAAUAUGCCCGGCCACGGUGGGAUUCGAACCUACGACCUUUGGAAUAGGUCGUAGGUUCAAAUCCCACCGUGGCCGGGCAUAUUUUUCAAGCCCGCCCGGUGUGGAUACGCACUCAGAGUAACAUCACAAAUAUCAUGAAAUAUGUUGUUCAGAUUGCAUUUUGUAUGAUUGCAGUCCCGCCCCCCCCCCCAACAUUUGCAGAAAAUUUUUCAGGUGUUUUUUCAUUCCAAAAGUGCCUCUUGAAACCGCCCCCCCCCCAAUCUUUUGAUGCUUCCUACGCCCCUGCAAGUGACCCUCAGCUUUAGGAUAUUAGUGACAAUUUUGCCUGAAAAUCUUUCAAUGAUUGUGGGACGAGAAUGCUCAUUAUCGUUUCUUCUACACUAGUACUGUUAGUCUGUCACAGCAUCAGAACAAGUUACUAUAUAGAAUACAGGGUGUCCCCCAAGCACUAAUUAAUAGAAAUAUCCUAUCGUUAUAAUUUAAAUGCUUGAACACAAUUGAAUUGAAUUUUUAAUUACCAGUCGCAAGAAAUCCUGUGCUUAACAUCAAUAGGAAAAUUUAUACAGUGUCACUUUUUUGGGGACACCCUGUAGUAUACAGUGCAUAUGUACUGUUCCAAAAGGGUGAUUUUCUAGAUAACAUUUCAGGUAGUGUAAAAUCUUUGACCACUAAUUAAUAUGUCCGAUAUAUAGAGAAUAAAUGUCCCCAGCCUUCAGUGAGGGAUGGAGGUUUGUGAACACAGACCGAUGUUAUCCUUAAGUAACCUCUUGUUCCUGUCUUCCAGCUCUUGUGUUGUAACAGUGCAAAGUUGGCAGAUUUCACUCUUCCAGAGUCUUCUCUUUGCAUUAUUGAAGAACUUCAAGCUGCUGGUUAUCCACACUUGGAAGUGACAGAGCAGAAAAGACAUUUUGCAUACGAAUGUUGCCUAGUUCAUGAGGUCAUCACAAAACGGUUACCUGCGUUGGAUGAUAUCAGAAAGGGGCUUGCUGAAGUUAAUGUGACUGGCAUCACCCUGCUUUGUCUGCUUGAAAGAUUCCCAGAAUUACAGGGUAGAGUUUUUCCUGCAUAUUCAAAUGAUGUAUCUGCUAGUGCACUAAAAAUGCAUUUACAGUAUUUUGAAUCAACUGAUGAGAAAUGUGUCCAGGCACAGCUGUGGUUUGACCAGUAUAUUGAUGAGUUGGGUAAAAGAGGUGAGUUUUAUGUACAUGUGUCAUUAGUAGAAAUAUUAUAAGUUCAUAUGAAAACUCUUGUGUGCAAGCUGACCUUACCUUUAUUUUAGUUUUUAAUACUAAAUAUUCCUAAAUUUGUUUGUAGACAAGGACUGUGACCAAGAAACCUUGAGUGAUCUGGUACAAUUCUGGACAAGUUAUCCUGCAUUACCUUCAACAACUGCACAAAAGUUAACUGUGGAUUACUUAGAAGAUCUUAGCACCAAAUUGCUGCCUGAAGCGAAGACUUGCCCAAUGGUUCUUUCAAUCCCAGUUGUUCAUUCUAACUACGAGAGCUUUAAAAAAUACCUUGAUAAGGGUAUUUCUUUUGCAAAAGAAGGCUUUGGAAAGAUGUAA